ACAGGCAAUUUUUUACGAGGAAAUUCCCAAAGUUUAUAAUACAAACUGAACAUAGAAGAAAAAAUGGAAAUGGAGUCACAAGCCGCCCCUUCUUAUCCCCGUGCUGGAUUCCGCUGCUACAAUUGCGGUGAGAACGGACACCAAGCUCGUGAUUGCACAAAGGGCGCUAUCUGCUACAACUGCAAUCAAACUGGACACAAGGCCAGUGAUUGCACUGAACCCCAACAAGAAAAGACUUGUUACGCUUGUGGCACCAGUGGUCAUCUCGUUCGUGAAUGCCCUUCCAAUCCUAACCCCAAUCCUAAUCCCCGUCAAGGUGCUGAAUGCUACAAGUGUGGACGCGUUGGUCACAUUGCUAGAGACUGCCGUAGCAAUGGCCGUGCUGGUUCCCGUCCCAUGAACUGCUACGCUUGUGGUUCCGUCGGCCAUCAAGCCCGUGACUGUACCAUGGGUGUUAAGUGCUAUUCUUGCGGUAAGAUUGGUCACCGUAGCUUUGAAUGCCAACAAUCUAAUGAUGGUCAAUUAUGCUACAAAUGCAACCAACCUGGUCACAUUGCUAUCAACUGUACUAUUCCUUCUGUUGAAGCUUAAAUGAAUUAAUUUUCAUUGUCGCCGUUGGCCUAGGAUGUGCUCUAGUAAAUACUUAUCUAUUACUUCUUUCGAAACUAUUCGUAUAGAAAAAAUAAUUGGGACUUCCUUUUCUUGAAUGUUUUUACUAUUUAUGCCAUCCAAUUGAUAAGUCCCAUCUUUUGCCCAAACACUUUUUUAGAAGGGCCUUGAUUUUUAUGCUAUUCGCAACCUACUAACUUAUAUAAUUUGUUGCUUUGAAUAAUAUGGUCAUUGCGAAACUUUUUUAAGGGACGAAGUUAUAUCCUUUUUCAACGUUUGCCUUCUUAAGAAAAAGGCUCUAUUAGUCGGGUAUAAAGCUCAUGAUCGGUAGACUUUCUUACUUGCCGUACCCUUUUACCUCGUUUUUCCUUUUCCGAUUCACCUAUGCAGGAUAUUAUUAUAUCUCAAGCUUCAUCGUUGGUUACGGUACUUGUAUUAAUAUUGACA
This is a messenger RNA of Schizosaccharomyces octosporus yFS286, 1056 nucleotides long. RefSeq names its product zinc finger protein Byr3. Lineage: Eukaryota; Fungi; Ascomycota; Schizosaccharomycetes; Schizosaccharomycetales; Schizosaccharomycetaceae. The record is from RefSeq and is a predicted model, not a curated record. The transcript has a single exon. Gene Ontology annotation, biological process: positive regulation of cytoplasmic translation. Gene Ontology annotation, cellular component: cytoplasm. Gene Ontology annotation, molecular function: single-stranded RNA binding; mRNA binding; zinc ion binding. The coding region runs from base 64 to 591 and encodes 175 amino acids.